AGGAGAAAGACAUGGACAGGGUUUUCCAGUUGCCGAAUACGACCUUCAUUGGUGGCAGCAAACACCGGGCUUUGCCUUUGAGGGAAAUUAUCCAGAGGCUUGAAGAAGCCUAUUGCAGGUCCAUCGGCGUGGAGUUCAUGUUCAUCAACUCGAUGGACCAGUGCAACUGGAUCCGACGCAAAUUCGAGAUGCCUGGGGCCAUGGACAUGUCCAACGACCAGAAGCGGCUCAUCAUGGCCCGCCUGGCCCGAUCGGCGGGAUUCGAGGGCUUCCUGGCCAAAAAGUGGUCGUCGGAGAAGCGAUUCGGACUCGAAGGCUGCGACAUGCUCAUCCCGGCCAUGAAGCAAAUCAUUGACAAGUCCAGCGAAAUGGGCGUCGAGUCCAUCAUCAUGGGAAUGCCGCAUCGUGGUCGUCUCAACGUGUUGGCCAAUGUUUGCAGGAAGCCGUUGGAGCACGUGUUUUGUCAGUUUGCUGCCCUCGAAGCUGCAGAUGAGGGUUCAGGGGACGUCAAGUACCACUUGGGUACUUACAUGGAGCGAUUGAACCGCAUGACCAAUAAGAAUAUUAGACUCAGCGUUGUUGCGAACCCGUCUCACUUGGAAGCCGUGGAUCCCGUCGUGCAAGGACGCACUCGUGCAGAGCAAUUUUAUCGCGGAGACAACGAAGGACAGAAGGUCAUGUCAAUUUUGCUGCACGGGGAUGCUGCGUUUUCGGGUCAAGGAGUCGUUUACGAAACUUUCCACUUGUCGGAUUUGCCGGAUUAUACGACUCGUGGAACGAUUCAUAUCGUGGCGAAUAACCAGAUUGGCUUCACGACUGAUCCCCGGUUUUCUAGGUCUUCUCCUUAUUGUACUGAUGUUGCCAGAGUUGUGAAUGCUCCGAUUUUCCAUGUGAACGCUGAUGACCCAGAGGCUGUGGUUCAUGUCUGCAACGUCGCUGCGGAAUGGAGGGCGACUUUCCACAAGGAUGUUGUGAUCGAUCUGGUUGCGUAUCGCAGACACGGACACAAUGAAAUUGAUGAACCCAUGUUCACUCAGCCUGUCAUGUACCGGAAAAUCAAAGCCAGGAAACCGGUUGCCGAGUUGUAUUCUGCCCAGUUGGUGAAAAACGGAGUCAUCACCGAAAAGGAAUACAAAGAUUUGAUUGAAAAGUAUGAGCAGAUUUGUGAUGAAGCGUAUGUGAAUGCACAAAAGGAGAAGCAGUUUUACUACAAGCACUGGCUUGACUCACCCUGGAGUGGAUUCUUUGAAGGGAAGGACCCGAUGAAAGUGGCUCCGACUGGACUCAAGGCGGAAACCCUGCAGCACAUCGUCACUAGGUUCUCUUCUCCUCCGCCAAAUGCCGCAGAUUUUAAAAUCCAUCGCGGGUUGGAGCGUAUUUUGAAGGGCAGGAUGGAUUUGGCAGAAGCCCGCAGUGUCGACUGGGCCAUGGGAGAAGCCCUUGCUUUUGGAUCCCUGCUGAAGGAGGGCAUUCAUGUCAGACUCUCAGGCCAAGAUGUUGAGCGUGGAACUUUCAGCCACAGGCAUCACGUGCUUCACCAUCAGACAGUGGACAAGGCCACUUACAACAUGCUGCAGCACUUGUACCCCGAUCAGGCUGCUUACACUGUCUGCAAUUCCUCGCUGUCUGAAUACGCAGUCUUGGGUUUUGAGCUGGGAUUCUCUAUGACGAAUCCGAAUGCCCUGGUGUGUUGGGAAGCCCAGUUUGGGGACUUUUCAAACACUGCCCAGUGCAUCAUUGACCAGUUUAUCGCUAGUGGUCAGACGAAAUGGGUUCGGCAGUCUGGACUGGUUGUGCUGUUGCCGCAUGGCAUGGAAGGAAUGGGCCCUGAACACUCGAGUGCUCGCCUGGAACGUUUCCUGAUGAUGUGCCAAGAAGACCCGGAUUAUUUCCCGCCGGAAACGUCGGAAUUCCCCGUGCGCCAAUUGCACGACAUCAACUGGAUCGUGUGCAAUCCCACGACGCCCGCCAAUUACUUCCACAUGCUGCGCAGGCAAAUUGCGCUGCCUUUCCGCAAGCCCCUGAUUGUCAUGACACCCAAGUCCCUGCUCAGACACCCCGAGGCCAGGUCAUCGUUUGAUGAGAUGGGCGAAGGGACAGAGUUUCAGAGGAUUUACCGCGAGGCUGGACCAGCUGCGGAGAACCCUGACGCUGUGCAGAAGCUGAUUCUUUGUUCUGGUGAUUUGCAUUGCCCU
This is a messenger RNA of Notodromas monacha, 2195 nucleotides long. The record is from the annotation of a GenBank genome assembly. Lineage: Eukaryota; Metazoa; Arthropoda; Ostracoda; Podocopida; Cyprididae.